This is a messenger RNA of Protopterus annectens (West African lungfish), 4214 nucleotides long. It is a transcript of the gene SPON2, whose product is annotated as spondin 2. Gene Ontology annotation, biological process: cell adhesion. The record is from RefSeq and is a predicted model, not a curated record. The transcript has 6 exons. Gene Ontology annotation, cellular component: extracellular matrix. The coding region runs from base 292 to 1293 and encodes 333 amino acids. NCBI's taxonomy places the organism in Eukaryota, Metazoa, Chordata, Ceratodontiformes, Protopteridae.
CUCAGCAUCGGAGGCUGCUUUUCAACAGGCUCUUAGACUUAAGAGUUCUCAAGGGACCAUCAUAACUGCUCAGGAAGAGAUCCAGUGAACAAUGUGGUAUGCCACAUGUUGAACCAGGAAGUCUGAAACUUUGUAGUCAGAGAUACUGUAAAUGGAACCUCUGCAGGCAUAAAUAGUCACGCUGCUCCAGUGUUCUUUGCAGAAGUUUCCAGCUGCCAAAGAAGACAGGUGGUGCCCUCUUCUGAGAGAUUUACAAAGAACACUGCCAAAACAACCACACAAUACAGAAUAAUGGAAAGCCUGAUGCCUGUCUACAGAUCCUUUACAUUUUUCCGGACUGUCAUUUUCUUGUCUCUUGGCUAUAUUAGCUGUCUGCCACUGGAAGGAGAUCCCAUUUGCACAGCAGAAGGGAUUGCACAGUACAGCCUGGUCUUCACAGGGAAAUGGAGUCGAACUGCCUUUCCAAAACAAUAUCCUGUAUACAGACCACCAGCACAGUGGUCAUCUCUAAUAGCUGUUAGCCAUAGCUCUGAUUACCACAUGUGGCAGGAGGCAGCAUAUGCUAGCAAUGGAGUGCGAGAAUUUACUGAAAAAGGUGAACUUUGGACUCUGAUGAAAGAGGUUGAAAAAGCAGAAGAGACAAUGCAAAGUGUUUAUGGUUUCUCAUCAACUCCACCCAUCUCCAGUGGAACAGCACAAUCAAAAACUGAGAUUGCAGCCCAUUCAAGACAUUCUCUCCUGUCAUUCAUGGUAAGAAUUGUCCCAAGCCCUGACUGGUUUGUGGGGGUUGAUAGUCUAGAUCUGUGCAAAGGGAAUCAGUGGAAAGAGGAGGUAUCCAUAGAUCUUUAUCCAUAUGAUGCUGGAACAGACAGCGGUUUCACUUUCUCAUCUCCUAAUUAUGCGACUGUUCCACAGGAGACCAUAACACAGAUCACUGCAUCUUCUCCCAGCCACCCAGCAAAUUCAUUUUACUAUCCAAGAUUAAAGCAUUUGCCACCAAUUGCCAGAGUUACUCUCACUAAGCUCAAGCGAAGCCAGAAUGUAGGACUUUUUGGCAUCCAGCCCAAUGGUGCUUCCAUCAGCAAUGAAAUACAAAUGGAAGAUUCUGAUGCAGAAACACCAUUGGAUUGUGAGGUUUCCACAUGGUCAUCCUGGGGACUGUGCAGAGGUAAAUGUGGUGAAGUGGGAAGGAAGAUCCGAACACGUUACAUUCGUUUAAACCCUGCCAAUGAUGGAGCACCGUGUCCCAGUCUAGAGGAAGAAGAGGAAUGCGAACCUGAUAACUGCGUCUGAACUGCGUCUUUACAUGGUCAUUUAAUCACUGUACACACCCAAAACUUUUGUAGCAACAGCCUUCAGGAGUUGUAUCAAGAAACAAGCUUUAACAUCCCAAAAGCAAUACUGCAAUGAAAAACAAAACGAAUACAGUCAGAAAACAUAAUUCUAUAACAAAUGCAGCCUUCCCUAAAUUUUUAUAGAAAUGUUAGUGGGCACACCGAUUUUCUAUUUUUCUGUGCAAAAUUCAGUUAAAUCCCAAAUAUGGCCUGCCUGAGUAUAGGAAAUACGCAGGAUUUUUUGUGAAAUUUGGCAUUUAUAUUUCUUCUUCUUCAAUUUAUGAUAGCGUCAGCUUGCUUUACUGAAUGUUCUUUGCUGAGAAACUGUACUAAUUUUGCAUAUAAACAGAUGCACAAGAAAUUUAUAUUGAAAUAAUGGCAAUCAGUGGAAAUUACACUUAAACCUCAUAAGAAUAAUUCCUGCAGUUUAUCUCAUAAAGCAGAACUUCAUUUUUGAAAUCCUUAAAACAGUGUCCCUCAAUUAUUAGCUUCCCCCUUCAUUCAUAGCAAUUAUUAGUGUUCAUGCUGCCUAAUAAAUCUGAUUUUCUAGGUGACUUCUCAGCAUAUAUUUAAUUGUAAUGUUCUUCUAUGCUAGUCUUUGUUACUUACAAGCUAAAAAUAUUCCAAACAGAAAAGCAGCAAGUCUGUUACUUUUUCUUGAACCACAACAGUGUUAAAUGAAAGACAAAAUGUAAACCAAAAUAUAGAAUCUAACAGUAUAUGAAAUGUGAGAACAGUAAAUGCAAGAAAAGGGUCUAUUUUAAUUAAAAGACUGCAUGACUAUGAGGUGGGAGGUGGCGAUGGCUGUGACUAAAUUUAUUGCAUUACUGUUUUAAACAAUGCGCUUUAGCUCUACCUAGUGAAACACACAAUUAUGGUAUACAGUACAUUGGAAUCUAUCUUUUAUUUGGAAAAUUAUUUAGAUAGUUUUUGAUGUUAUAAGUGUACCUUACUGUCUCACACUUUAAAUUGUUCUUGGGUAACUAGCACAUUCAGCACUACCUGUCUGUUUCUCAUUACAGCCCAGUUUCCGUAGUUGAAACAUAUAUAACAUUAGCUCUAAUAUAUGAAAUGCUAUUAAGGUAGAAUGUAAAAACAUCAUUUUGUGAGCUGUACAAGAAGAAAUAUCCAAAAGGCUAGACAAUUCUACAAACUAGUGAAGUGCCAAGAGGUGUCAUGAGCCAAAAGGAACAAGAGCACCUUACAGCUCAUAAAAGGCCAUUUAUAGUGCGAGUCAUACACUUUGCAGUAUAACGUGUUUAACAAAAUGAUACUCCAUUAAUGUUUUUUAUAAAUUUCUACCAAAUAAAAAUGUGCUUAUGUAUUUCUAGUGAGUGAAAAAGGUAUAUUAAGAAAGGUAUGAUUCCAGUUAUGCAUGCAUUCUUCUUGGUAUCAUUUAUUGUUUAACUCUGUAAGCCAGCUAAGCACGUCUUAUUUGACAAGCAGUUCUGGAGUGCUGCCUAGUUAUACAACUUAAUUAAAUGCACAGUAAGUAAAUGGACACUUUUGAAGGAAUCAAGCCCAGGACUGUAGGCCAAAGUCUUUGUCAUGUAUAGCCUUAAUCUCCUGAACUAAAUUGUGAAAUGCUAGUUAGUAAGUUUGUCAGGCUACUUUGAGACAGUGCAUUUCCAUAAGAAGUUUGUUGUGUUUUAUAUCUUUUCAUCUGCCCACUCCUAUGCACCUCCAUCUUCCUAUUAUGAAAGUGUUCAUGCCAGAUGAAUCAAAAGCAGCUAUUGUAGUUAAUGACAUUAGUGCUACACUACUGUAUGUGCAAACAAUGACACAGUUGUGCUAUACCAUUGUUUGCACAUUCAGUAGUGUAGCACUAUAGUGGUGUAGUGCCUCCCCACUGUACGUGCAAACAAUGUCACUAAUAAUCUAGUUUCUGCUUAGAUACGUGGUUAGUCUUGCUCCUUCAAAGCGCUUGGUUCUUUAGUUUGGUUCUUAGCUGGGGAUCCUGUGUGGAGUGUGCAUGACCUCUCUAUGUCCAUAUGUGUUUCACUAAGUGAUCAGAAAUGUAUCUGCUGUGUACUGUGAUUGUGUGCCAUAUGUGAGAAAGUAGUAUCCCAUUCAGGAUGAGUUUCUCUGCCUUAUUAUUCAAUAAAUGCCAAAAUUAGUAUCAGUUCUCCUAUGAUCCUGAAUUAGGAUAGGGUGGAUAAUCAGGGAAUGAAUGAGUGAAUGCAUGAAUGACUGAAAUGAGAUGAGAUGGAAGCACUAUAAAGGAAUAUCUAACUGUUUUAAAACUAAUUUGCCAACACUUGACUGAGCAACACCUAUGAUAACUGUGUGAUAGAAAAUAAAAAAUAAUUAAUAACAGCACUGUUUUCUUGAGGGGGAAAGGCCUCUUCCCUGUUCCCAUCCAUAUUAUAUCCUGACUUAAUUGAUGCCCUACCAGACUUAGAGACUCUUCAAUACAUGUUCAAAAACUCAGAAAGAAUAUGUGCAAUCAUCGGAAUAGUAAAGUGUGAAAUUUCCUGUUAUAGCUAAAAGUAAUUUUAACAAGGGACAAGCCCCCUUAAUCAAAAGUGUGGGGCUACAUCCUUAUUCCCUUUCUAUGUAUAAAGGCUAAUGCUGAGAUCACUGUACCUUACAGAAGAUGGAAAAUGCUGGCAUACAGCAAUUUCAGAGUUGGUAUACAUUUCCAUAUAAACAGCACUUCAAUGCUCCUUGUGCCAAGGAUUGCAGUUGUGGGCAUUAAAUAUAAAAUGGGAAUCCAACUUAAUUAUACUGUAUUUCUCUAACUCUGAGGUCACUGUAAGAUGCAGAAGUGAAAUUUCCUCUUGUAGCAACCUAACUUGAAGAUAAUAAUAUGUUUAACAUUUGAAACUGUUGGCAUCAUUGCAUAUCAGUGAAAAAAGAGCUCAAAGGUCACAGAAUCAA